This is a messenger RNA of Chelonoidis abingdonii (Abingdon island giant tortoise), 3288 nucleotides long. RefSeq names its product Fas activated serine/threonine kinase (gene FASTK). The record is from RefSeq and is a predicted model, not a curated record. Gene Ontology annotation, biological process: mitochondrial RNA processing; regulation of mitochondrial mRNA stability. NCBI's taxonomy places the organism in Eukaryota, Metazoa, Chordata, Testudines, Testudinidae. Gene Ontology annotation, molecular function: RNA binding. Gene Ontology annotation, cellular component: mitochondrial matrix; ribonucleoprotein granule.
GCCCUUAGGGAAGCUGGGUCCCUGGCGCUGCCUCCCUCAUGCUCUUUUUCUGACUUUCUUUCAGGGUCUCCUUGUUUUCAGAAGCCCCUCAAGUUGCCCUCUUCACACCAUGCUGCGCCUGCUGCCAUGGCUCCGUGCCCUGAGCCAAGAGAGCGCACGGCCCUGUGUCCUGCAGAGGCUGGCUGCUAGUGACACGAGGGGGGCCAGGAUGUACCCGAGCUGCUCCUGUGCAGGGAAGGCCAAGCAGCGGGCUGUGCUGCUCCCCCUGGAUCCCUACAGCCACGGGCUGUUCCACAGCUUGCCCCCCGAUGCCGGCAGGACUCGAGGCCGUGGCAAGAGAAAGAGCUGGAGCUUCAUCCACGAGAAGAUGAGCUACGACACUUUCUUUACCAUGAAGCGGUUGAUAGAGCGGUCACAGAGUGUGGGGGAAGUGCUGCGCUGGGUCACCCAGAACCCCAGCAAGGUGUCCGCCAGCCACUACCCCAUUGCCCUGCAUAAACUGGGCCAGCUGCUGCAGCAGCCGCAGGGCCAGGCCGUGGUGAAUGGAGAGCACCGUGGACCCAACCAGGUGCUGGAGCAGCCAGAGUUCCAGGCUCUCUGCCAGGCCAUCAUCAGUGGGUGCUCCAAGUUCGAUAACUUCAGCAUCGUCAAUUGUCUAUACGCUGCCGCGGCCCUGGGCCUCCCUGGUGAGUCAGCCUUGGUGCAGGUGCUGGAGGAUGAGUCCCGGAGCCGUCUGGGGCGCUUCAACCAGAAGGACGUCUCCAUGGUGUUCAGCAGUGUGAUGCGGCUUCACCCAUCCAGCCCCCACCCCCUGGUGGAGUCCUGCCUCAGCAGCCUGGAGCGGCACCUGGAGAAAGAGCGCCACCCACAGACCCUCUUCCUCCUCCUCUCCUACUAUCGGCUCCGGGCCCAGGCGCUGCAGGGCCACCCAGCCUCUGACCAGCAGCUGCUCAACAACCGCAAGAUCCUGCGUCUGGUCAGGCACACGCUGGGGCAAGUGAGCGCCGUCCGUGAGCACGAGCUAGCCCUGCUGGAUGAGAUGUUGGCUCUGUGCGCUCAGGAGGCCAGCAAUAAGGCCCUGGAGGCCAUCUUCAGCUCGCAGCUCUUCUAUGAGAACCGCCAGGAGCGCUUCAUCCGCAGCAUGGCAGAGUGGCUCCCAAGGAAGGCCGAGAACCUCACCCCCUACACCAUGGCGCUGAUUGCCAAGUAUGUGGCCCGGCACAGGCUGCGUGAGCCACGCCUGCUCGACACCAUCGCCAUCUUCCUGCUGAAGCGUGGGGAGCAGCUGGAGAGCAAGGUGAUCCAGAAGCUGGUGUUUCCCUUCAGCCGCAUGAAUUACCGGCCAUCUAACCACAGCGAACUCUUCCCUAAGCUGGAGGCCAUCCUGGAGCAGAAGGCAGCCAGCUCACCCCUGGCCACUGUCAACAUCCUCAUGUCCAUGUUCCAGCUCAGGCACUUCCCCCAGGCUGUCCUGCACCAGGUUUUCUCCCCAGCCUUCAUCACCAAUGUCAUGAGCAGCCCCUAUGCGCUGAUCGUGCGCCGCUACCUCUCUCUGCUGGAUGCAGCAUUGGAGCUGGAGUUCCACGAUUACAGUGGCCCGCGCCUUGACCCACGCUACCGGGUCCUCAUGUUCGACCACGCCCUGACAGCUGACGAGGCCAACAGGAAAUACAGUUACAAGGGGCUGGUGGCUGAGGCCCUGAGGCAGCUGGUAGGAGAGGAGUGCUACCGGCAGGAUGAGGUGCUGCCCCCCGGAUACUGCACAGAUUUCCUGUUGUGGAUUAACCGCUCGGGCGUGGUCCUGCCUCUUGCCCAUGUCCCUGCAGCCUACAAGGUUACCUGUGCCCGCCCUGGGGUGCCCCCUGCUCCCAGCUGUCUGCGUUCCAGCGUCCUGGCCCUCACCGCUGACUUGCAGGACUUCGCACCAUUCACUCCGGAGGCACCCAGCAGCCCCAAGGGCCCCCGGGAAAGCAACCUCACUGGGCAUUUCCUGCCCACGCUCUGCCCUGCCCCAGGGGGCCCUUGCUUCCAGCCCCCAUCGGACUACUACUGCAGCCUGAGCAAAGAGCACUCGCUGGAGAGCCAAGGCAGCUCCACGCUCAGCAGCCCCUCGGAGUGCCUGGCCCCGCAGCCGGCCACCACUUCUGACUGCUCCCCCAGGGGCACCUCCACAGCCGUCCUCUUCCAGUUCCCUAUCAGCAAGAUCCUGGAGGAGGGGGAGGCAACAGCCGGUGGCCCGGGACCUGAUCGCAGGGGACAGCAGGCCCAGGAGGAGCUGGACAAGGGGAAGGCGGCCCCAGCCGAGGAGCCCUGUGCUCUGCCCAGCUCCAAGAGAGGGCCAAGCAAUGGGCUGCAGGGAGCUGAAGAGAUUCAGAGGGUGGUCCUCUCAGUCAAUGACAAGUGGCAUUACUGCCAGAACUCGGACAUCCUGGUGGGCUCGCGAGCCAUGAGGGACAGGCACUUGCAGCUGCUGGGCUAUUGCCUAGUUCAGCUAUAGAAUGACGUGAGGCUCACUAGCCUGCAUGGGCCAGGCCGUCUCUUCCCAGAGAUUCGCAAGUCACCAGCUCGCUGUAUUCAUCUGGCACCUAGUACUAUACCCUUUCCCUCAGCUGCUGGCUCGGUAAUUUCAGUGUCCUGAGGACUGGCCUAUCACGGAGCUCAGCCCAGCCCUUUACCAGUCCCUCCGCCUUGGACCUGGCAGUGGGAUGGGAGAGCUGUUCUGCAGUCCUCGUUUCACUAACGGCCGUCAGGGUGCCUGCCCCACCCCAUUGGGCUGGGAGCUGCCAGCUUGGUCCCAGGGUGAGGUCCCGUGGCACAGCUGUGACGCCAAGUGACAUAGCUUGUAGUCAGAUGGGGGCGCAGUGACCUUGUGUCUGUUGAUCCAGUGAGGGACAGGUGUGGCUGCUGUGUCCCAUAUGCUUGGGGGGCAGGGGGAGAAUCAGGCUGUGCAGUGGGGGGGCCCUCCCUUCUCUCCUGCCCAUGGAUUCUGCUCUGGCACAGGAGCUACCUGCAUUUUGAAAUGAUUCAUGUAGCCAAGGCCUCCAGGAGCCAGUUACGGUCAGGGAAGGAAGUGGAGAGCCAGGCCAGCGCUGGGCACCUGUAGCCAGUCCUCCAGGUAAACGCGUAGCUCCAGGGAGGGGCCAUUAGCUCACGUAUUGCACAGGCCAGCAGCACCCCCCACAAACCCCAACACCCAACCUAUGCUGUUGGGAGGAGACGACCACGCAGCCCGAGGAGGGGGGCUGGAGCUGCCUCCCUGGGACCAGGGUGGGGUGGGGAGCUGGGCUC